Messenger RNA from Hemicordylus capensis (graceful crag lizard), 3059 nucleotides. RefSeq names its product glycerol-3-phosphate dehydrogenase 1-like protein. Gene Ontology annotation, cellular component: cytosol; glycerol-3-phosphate dehydrogenase (FAD) complex. Lineage: Eukaryota; Metazoa; Chordata; Lepidosauria; Squamata; Cordylidae. Gene Ontology annotation, molecular function: NAD binding; glycerol-3-phosphate dehydrogenase [NAD(P)+] activity; protein homodimerization activity. The record is from RefSeq and is a predicted model, not a curated record. The transcript has 12 exons. Gene Ontology annotation, biological process: carbohydrate metabolic process; glycerol-3-phosphate catabolic process. Bases 703 to 1662 code for a protein of 319 amino acids.
AGUUUAAAAAAAAAAAGACCACACUCACAGAUGGAAGGUAGAAACAAGAAGAGGAGCAGAGGGAAAACAAUGUCUGCCUCGAUGCAGAAUCAUUGGUCACAAGUUACACCAUUUCCUUAAGGACUUCAUUUAUUCAAAGACCUCCUUGCCAAGGGCUGGCCAGUAAGCAGACAUCACUCCUGCCUUUGCCAUCAGAUGACAUCAAGAUACAAUUAAAAACAAGGGGCUGAGAUACUUCCACCGGCUGGAUCUCCGGAGGCAGGCAGGCAGGCAGGCGGUGCUUGCGGGUUGGCGCGUGCCAAGCUCCUUUCCCAGCCCCGCCGCAGACGCUCGAAGCGGGGGAGUGCGGCACGCGACGCGAACGGCGCUGCUGCGGCGAGGUGCUCUGGAGAGACCGGGGAGUGUGGCGGGGGACCUCACAGGCACUGCGGCCACAGGAGAGCGCGGGAGUCACCAUGCCUCCUCUGAAAGUCUGCAUCAUCGGAUCCGGCAACUGCUCUGUCUUUCAGCUUGUCUUCCACUCGUCUUUGUCUGCUUGGUUUGGCCUUGGGCUUUGAUGUUGGCUCCAGGCUAGCUUCCUGAUUGAUCCUGGUUCCUGGUUGGUUGUCUUGCUCCUGCUCCCUGCUGCAGAAGUGAAGCUUUCAUGAGGCAAGGGGAUCUGCCAUUGCAAAAAUUGUGGGGAAAAAUACCCAGAAUUCCAGCAUGUUUGACCCCACUGUAAAGUUAUGGGUAUUUGAAGAAGUAAUCAAUGGGAGGAAACUCACAGAGAUAAUUAAUAAGGACCAUGAAAAUGUGAAAUACCUUCCAGGGCAUAAGAUACCUAAUAACGUGGUUGCUGUAGCAGACCCAGCAGAAUCAGCAAAGGAAGCAGAUCUUCUCAUAUUUGUUAUACCUCAUCAGUUUGUUCCUAAAAUAUGUGAGCAGCUUGCUGGCCAUAUAAAACCAGGAGCCAUUGGGAUUACCCUAAUCAAGGGUGUAGACGAGGGGCCGCAAGGAUUGAAACUCAUAUCAGACAUAAUUCGAGAGAAACUGAAGAUAGAAGUCAAUGUACUCAUGGGAGCCAACAUAGCGAAUGAAGUGGCAGAUGAGAAAUUUUGUGAAACGACCAUUGGCUCCAAAAACGCCAAGAGUGGGAAGAUCUUUAAAGAAUUAAUGCAAACCCCAAAUUUCAGAGUUACUGUGGUGGAUGACUGUGACACUGUGGAAAUCUGUGGAGCCUUAAAAAACAUCGUGGCAGUAGGAGCUGGGUUUUGUGAUGGCUUGAGCUGUGGUGACAACACCAAGGCAGCUGUGAUUCGUCUGGGACUCAUGGAAAUGAUUGACUUUGCCAAACUCUUCUGUAAGGGCCCUGUAUCAAUCAAUACAUUUCUAGAAAGUUGUGGGGUUGCUGAUCUGAUCACCACAUGCUAUGGUGGACGCAACAGGAAGGUGGCUGAAGCCUUUGCACGCGGCGGAAAAUCCAUCGAGCAGCUGGAAAAAGAAAUGUUGAAUGGGCAAAAGCUACAAGGACCCCAGACAGCAGCUGAAGUGUACAAAAUCCUGAAGCAGAAGAACAUGAUUGACAAGUUUCCACUAUUUGCAAGUGUCUACAUGAUCUGCUAUGAAGGAAAGGCUGUCAAGGAGUUCAUAACUUGUCUGCAGAAUCAUCCACAGCACAACUAAGAUGCUGUUGGGGCUCAUCGGUUAAGUAUCCCUUUGGUGAAGGCAUCUAUCAACUUGACCAUGAUGAAUAAAAGCAAACAAAUCCAAGAUAACUUGUGCCUAAUGUUUACUGCUUACAACCUGUAUAGAAAAGUGUAAUAUGGUAAUUGUCUCGAUUGAGAAUGAAACAGGUCAGACUGUAUUUUAGUAUUAGUUUCAACAGCCAGGAAGUAGAAGUGCUAAAUAUCCUUUCAUGAAUUUAAUGUAAGGUGUCAUUUUAGAGCAAUUCUGAGAGCUGCAGAGUUGGAACAGAAGAAAGUGCCUCAUAGAUACGUAAUACUUCUGAAAGAUCACUAUCUAGCCAUUUAUUGAGAACCUUCUCAAGCAAAAUUCUACAACCUCCUGAAAAAACUGAAUGGCUCAACUGCUCUUAUUAAUUUAACCUAGAUCUAAGUAGAGUUUAAAACCACUAGAAGCCUGAAGCCAAAGAACUGGCUGGUGAAUUCAAAUCAGUGUGGAAUUCAGCUGUGUCCCACACCCUGAUCCUUUUUACCCUUGUUGCCCUCUUGACACAUCACAAUGCUACAAUGACAGCAGAAUGCUCAAUUGGCAAAAUUCCCUUUCCACGAGACUCUUAAAGAUACCAGGUCUGUGGCUCACAGUCCCCAGCCCUCCCUUGAUUGUCUCCUCCUCUUACUAAGCCCUAGGCAAGGAUUUGUCACACCCCUACUAUUUCCUAGGGGUGUGCAAUUCUAUUUGGUGAAGCAGGUCAAGUUGGAGGCAAUUUGCAAAUUAAACUCUGAAUCGAGUCUUCCUCACAAUAGAGGACCUGAUUUGGGGUCAAAGCAAAUCACUCCUGAUCUGACCCAAAUCGAUUUGAAUGCCAUUUUGAGGCCCAUUUUGCUGUAAAAGCUGGCCUCAAGAUGGCACUUUUUUCUGGGGAGAGCUGGUCUACCAAUUGAGAGCGGUGGGUAGACCAAUCCUCCGAAUCUGAUCUAGAAUGUAGACGUGCCAAGUCUGGAGCAGAGGGCUGGUCUAGCCACUGACCUCUACUGUUGGACCAGCUCUCCCUGGGGGGAAAAUGCCAUUUUGAGGCCCAUUUCCCCAGUAAAACAGGCCUCAAAAUGGCACUUCGAUCACCUCUGUCGAAUAGAUUUGAGUGAUUAAUCAAGACAGACAGCCAAUCUGGCUGUUCAACGAAUCUGUUAGAUGAUUCUGUGAUUCAAUCUUAAAUUGAAUUGCAGAAUUUGAUUCAUAGACACCUCUACUGUGUGGAAAUGUUGUUGUAAUAUGUCCAGCCAGUAGGUGGCACUAGCACUUGCUAGUAGUAAUCCGAAUUGGGAAGUGGAGUCCCUUCCUACCUGUACUUCUUAAACUUGUUUCUUCCUGUAACACAAUAAAGAAGUCUUAGCCCAUAA